GAUUGCAAGGAAUAAAUGUUUGAUACCAUUUUUUUUGCUUAAAACUUAAUAAUUUACUGUGCAAUUGAUAUGGCCUUUUUGGACAUUAUCAUGUUUGUUAGGGUAUUAAUUGAAAAAUGUGGUAUAUUCCAGAAAACGGAUAUUCGUUAAACAAAAUGCACAUUCUGGCGUGAAACUUAUUGCUAUGAAAGGUUGUGAUGACAAACGAUCACUAAAGUAUGUUACACAGAUGUUGUCUUCCGUGUACAUUUAUCACUUUAUCUUAAAGCCAUAUUUUAUAUUUGAUAGGAGUUUUUAAAAUCAUUUUACUGCAUUACACGAACAGUUAUCAUAAAGGUUUAUUCCUUUAAAGAAUUUGCUUAACAUAUUCCAUUCAGUGAUGCAUUCUUUUUUAUUUGGAUACACAAUUAAAUAUAUUAUAAUUUGGAUAUGACACUGCCUUUAAACGUGUAAAAUCUACAUGACCCAUUACGAUGCUUGUCGAUCAAUAAUGAUGUGAAUAAAACAUACAUUAUGUGUAUACAACACUUAUCUAGUCUCACUGCUGUUGUUUCUAUACUGUUACUUAAUAAGAAUUCAAUGUGGAAUGUUGAUAGAACUACUGGGAAAAUACCACGAGUGUUUGAAAUACAACGUAGUUAACAAUCAAAUGUUAUAUGUGUUUAUCAUUACAAAAUGGUGGAAAUGGCUUAACAUUAAUAAGAAUUUAAUAUAUGGAAAUAAAAAUCGAUAUUCGAUAGUGAAUAAUGAAGAUGCUGAUGAUUUGCUAGUUUGUCGUCAAUUAAUUAUAAGUUAUAAAAAGGAGUGAGAUUCCAAUUAAUCAAAGGAUUUUGUCAUCUUGGUGAAAAAUAUAGAAAAGUAAAAUAGGUUAAAAAUGAUAUGAAAAAUGGAUUAAGUCAAAGAGGAAGAAUUUAUACGCAUUUCACAUUUACACUCAUUCAAAAUCUACUUUGGAAUGUCAAUAAACAAUUGAAGAAGUUCAAUAGCGGAGGAAGAAAAUGCUUAUUUCUGAAGAGGAAAUCACUUGAGGAUAAUUAUUUAUUUAAUAAACCACACAACUUUUACAUUAAUACGGAAAAGGCUUGUUAACAUGUGACAUAAUUAAGUUUAAUUAGUAAAUAAUCUACAUGUAUCAAUUAAUUACAGAUAUUAUUAUGAGCUUAUUUCGGCAUGGAAAAUAUGUGUAAGACAAAAAGGAUAUGAAUAUUAUAAAUUAAAGCUGGAAAAGAUCGUUUAUAUAACAUGUGUUGUUUUUAAGUGAUUUUUCAUUGAUAAACUUUGUAAAAAGUAUAAGUUGGAAGAAAUUUGAAUAUGUCUGGUUUAUCAGGUAUCGGAGUAUUUUGGGCAUUUUCAUCUUUUAUUUCAUCUGUAAUAUUAUGUGUUGGAUAUUUUGUGCCUUACUGGUUGACUGGAAAGUUACUAAUUCAGCUUAGAGGAAAAUCAGAACAAACCGUGCCUGUACAUUUCGGUAUAUUCCGUAGAUGUAAUUAUCCAACAAUAGAUUCAAAUAAGGAACUUUCUAUUGUACUGGAAUGCGGUAGAUACACGACUUUCAUGGACAUUCCGAGUGUGUCAUGGCAGAUAGCUACUCUUGUAGUUGGGCUUGGAUGUUCGAUCUGCCUUCUUGUAUCACUGACAGCUAUGUUUGGUGUUUGUGUUAAAGGUGUUGUUAUUCCAACGGUGGCACGGACGGCUGGAGUUCUUCAAAUGUGUUCAGGUCUAUUAAUAGGUACAGGUGUUGGCAUAUAUCCGAAAGGUUGGGACAGCCCGGAAGUGAAACAAGCGUGUGGCAACACUUCUAAAUCUUACUAUUAUGGUGACUGUACGUUAUCUUGGUGUUUCUAUAUAACAUGUGCUGGUAUAGGUGUAACCUUGAUAUGUUCAGCUCUCGCUUUUCACUCUCCCAAACGGAAACACGUCGUUCAUGGUUAUGCAAUUUAGACUAUAACCUGAAGUAUUACCAUAAUAGGCCAAAGAGGAAACUGUGAAAGUCGUCCGAGACAGCCAAAUUGAAAAUGUUUUGCUCGGUUUGAUUGAAGGUUCAGAUAUAUACAAUAGUGUAGACAAAACUAUAAUUGUACAUUGAUUUUAUUGUUGAUAAAUUUGUACAAUAAAAAAAAUAUUUUAAAAAAAUAAUCAUUUUAUUGUGUCCCCGGAAAAAGAAGCAAACAGAAUCAAUCCUUACUUUCUUUUUCUAAGAAACUAAGAGGUAUAAAGCCUUAACAAUAACACAACCGUAACAUAAUGAUAAACAACAUAUAUGUUGGAAAGAGCAAAGGUGCAUUUACAGACAUUUAGUUCCGGGACAGAGAACUACUAAGUGGAUAAUAUGUGAUGUGAAUUUACGAGUGUGAAUAAACAACAUAAGCCUAACGUAUAAUUUCUGCAUAUAUUUAUUCAGACAGGCUGAAGAGUUUCGAUAGCUAUGUUUGUGAAUCAAGAUUGAAUAUGCACGUAUAUACUUUUUCAAUAAAUUUGAUUCAGUGACAGAAGAAUAUGGCUGUUUGUUUGUUUCCAUAUUCGUACAAGCAAUACUAUACAUGUGUAUCUAAUAAAUUAAGUAAAAUUGGUAUCGAAAUUGUUUGUAAAUAUCUCUGCAUGGUUUUGAUAAUAAAUCAAUGAAGUCA
Messenger RNA from Ruditapes philippinarum (Manila clam), 2627 nucleotides. Its product is annotated as LHFPL tetraspan subfamily member 6 protein-like. The record is from RefSeq and is a predicted model, not a curated record. The transcript has 4 exons. NCBI's taxonomy places the organism in Eukaryota, Metazoa, Mollusca, Bivalvia, Venerida, Veneridae. The coding region runs from base 1312 to 1941 and encodes 209 amino acids. Gene Ontology annotation, cellular component: membrane.